Messenger RNA from Periconia digitata, 1254 nucleotides. Lineage: Eukaryota; Fungi; Ascomycota; Dothideomycetes; Pleosporales; Periconiaceae. The record is from the annotation of a GenBank genome assembly.
AUGGGCGUUCAAAGCGAUCCAUCGCCGUCUUCCAGCGAUGAGGAGUUAUCCGAAUUCAGCGACAUCGACCCAAGCACACCCAGUCUGCGCCGCGCUGGCAAGAAAUCCACCCUGAGAAGCUUUUGUCUGCCCGACCGAUGGCUCGCCGUUGUGGGCUUCAUCAUCACGUUAGCCAUCGUGCUGGGCGUGGCCCUCGGCACCAGCGUCAAACGCAAGAAACCUCGGCCGGAAACCGGACACUACCCAUCCGACGCUCCCUUCCGCGAGGUCAUUCACUCCAAUUUCCCCGACCCUGCCCUUCUCCAUCACAACGGAACCUGGUUUGUCUAUGCUUCCAAUAAAAAUGCUGGAAUUGUCGAUACCAGUAGAAAUAUCAUCGAAACCGGCAGCGACCCGGACAAUUAUGCCUAUUUGCAGUUUGCGACUUCGGAGAAUCUCAUGGAUUGGACCAUAUCUGCUCCGGACAAAGCCCCACUGCAAGAGCUGGGAGAAUGGGCAAAAAAUGAAUCAAUUCCUGAGCCGCGAGCAGACGUGUGGGCCCCUGACAUCUUAGCACGGCCGGAUGGGAUAUUCGUUCUAUAUUAUUCAGCGGCUCCUUCUGAGGAUGAAAACGUACACUGCAUUGGUGCAAGCGUUGGGGACACUCCAUGGAUUCAAUUCAAACCCGAGUCGAAGUCUAUUGCGUGCCAUAAGAAACAAGGUGGAGCCAUCGAUCCGGCACCGUUCGUCGACCACGACGGGACUGUGUACCUUUUGUACAAAGAAGAUGGUAACAAUUUCGGAAACGGCGGCGAUUGUAGGAAUACCGUCCCACCUCUCGUGGAUACACCAAUGUUCGUCCAGAAGAUGGAGAAAGAUGGCCUCACCAAAUCUUCCGACGACCCCGUCAAGAUUCUGGAUCGCACAGAGAGCGAUGGUCCGUUGGUUGAAGCUCCGUCGCUCAUUCUGAAUGAAGGCAUCUACAUUCUGUUCUUCAGUACCGGCUGCACUUUCGAUGAUUCCUAUACACUCAAAUACGCGACCAGUACCAACAUCACGGGACCCUAUACUCGCAGAGGGACGAUAUUGCAGACUGGGACAUCGGGUCUUUACGCUCCAGGUAGCGCAUCGAUUGUCCGGGAUGGGAAAAGAUGGCGCAUGGCUUUCCACGCUCGCGUCUUCAACGAGAAGGGUGAAGGCAUACGUCCGAUGUAUAUUGCUGAUCUCCAAAUUAAGGAUACCGAAAUCGCUUUGAAAGAACCAGAAAACGCCUGA